This is a messenger RNA of Styela clava, 4936 nucleotides long. RefSeq lists its product as uncharacterized. Gene Ontology annotation, cellular component: spindle pole centrosome; nucleus; cytoplasm. The record is from RefSeq and is a predicted model, not a curated record. Gene Ontology annotation, biological process: centrosome localization; mitotic spindle organization; kinetochore assembly. Gene Ontology annotation, molecular function: microtubule binding. Lineage: Eukaryota; Metazoa; Chordata; Ascidiacea; Stolidobranchia; Styelidae.
AUGGUACGUUACUGACGUUAACUUACCGGUAUCCAUUCUCAUAGAUAACCACGAAACUAGUUAGUAUGUCUUUGAGUCAUACUCCUGUUCGUACUCCUUUACGGGAGAUCAAUGUACCAGUGAAUCAAACACCAAAGAGUGAAAUUUCUAAACUCACACCUUUUAAAGCUGGUUGGACGCCGAAAACUUCACCAGGACCUGCUUUGUUGCUUGCUAUUCGUUUAUCAGCAAAGAAAGAACUAAUAAAAAAUUAUCCAUCACUGGAAUACAAGGAUAUUGAAAAUUGCGUUGAAUCGAAAUCUCCAAGCAAUGUUAUACAUUUUCGGAAUCUACUGUUAUCUGAAACUGAACGUAUCACAAAGACAUGUGAUAAGUGGGAGAAUAUAUUAAUGGAGAUUGAAUCUGACGAGGAUGUUAAUGUAAAAAUACAUGAUACAAUUUUGGGUGACAUGAGAACAACUGUCGGCCAGGGAAGAUUAAUAAUGCGAGAACGUUUUCAUCAAUUUAGUGGCCUGGUUGACAAUUGUGAGUUUGGAACAAGUGAAAAACCAGUGACCUGUCAGGAUUUGCAGGGAUUUUGGGACAUGAUAUAUUUCCAGGUUGAAGACGUUGAUGCAAAAUUUGAAUUAUUGAAUAAAUGUCAGGCUGCUGACUGGGAUUCAAAUAUUCUAGCUAAACCUGUAUGCAAAAAAAACAUCAAAAAAAUUGUUAAAAGAAAGACCAACAAGAAAGAUGAUUCAAAGAAGUCUGAAAUUGCUAAGAAAAGAAGAGAGGAUUUCGCCAAGAAACGAGCUGAAGCAAGGAAAAGACUUGCAGUUGCCAAAGCUGGAAUGAUGCAAGCACAACAACAAGAAAACACUGGCGAUAAUAAUGCUAAACUAGAAAAAGAAAGAGUCACAUUUGAUGCUGGUUUCUUCAAGGUCGAUAGUCCUCUUAAAAGCCCCCACCUCAAAGUUCAAACCCCUGCUGGUAAGAGACUAACACCUCAUAGCACUAGCAUGCAAAAGCAGACAUGCACCCCAGGUAGUAUAACAAAAUCAUUGUCAUUGAAUUCUGCUGCCAAGACAUCUCCUUUAGUGCUGGAGAAUUCUACCAUGCAGAACGGUGAAAACUUCAAAAAAAUUAAUAAUUCUGCAUCGAAUUUGACCAAGCCUGAGAUCUCAAAAAGGCUCGAAUUUGUUGGCAACAACACUUGUACAGAAUUCUGUAAACCUGACGAAGACUGCAUUGUGGAAAUCUUGAUGGAUGAUCCGGAACAAAGUUGCGAAGAUUCUAAGUUGGAUGUAGAUGGCAUGUUACCAGAGUCAGAAAAUAUAACCAACAUUCAUGCCGAAAACGUAGCAGCGUCAUUAAAUCACACAGAAAGUUUUGAAAUCAUUGAAAAUAUCGUCGAUGGAAGUAAUAAUGAUAACUGUGAGCAAAGCAGUUUGAAACCAGAUCUUGAUUCUCAAAUUUGUGCAAAUGUGCAGCCAGAAUCACAUGAAAAAAUUAAACUGACUUUUACUACAGACAAUGUGCAUUGUGAUGUAAAUGAAGACAGUCCCACACCAUCGCAACGUACUAUAGAAGAAGCUUCUUCAGAAAUUCAAGUGCCUGAGAAAUUCUCACACUUUAAUUCGCCACUCGCAAGUAAUUUAUCAGAAACGGAUACCUUGUUAAUUAGUAUUUCACCACCAACACCUUUCUGUAAUGCUUCUGAAAAACAUAAUAACGAAAACACAUCCGACAAUACUUCAAAAUUUUCUAUGCUUUCUGAUACAAAUGAGCAAGAUGACAAUUCAACCAAGUCAUGUCAAGAGGUGUCUAUAUCUCUACCCAAUAAUGAUAACUUGACAGAAAUGAAUGAGGUAGAUCAAAAAGAUAUGUUAGACUCUUCAACUGCACAACCGGUUUUGUCCGGUGGGAACUUGUUUUCUCCUUUUCCACAAGAUAUAACAAGUGAUAACGUGAAUGAAGAAGCUUCAAAUUUAUCGAUUUUUAUUGACGAAGCGACUAAGAACAUAGAGAAGAUGUCAGAAAUUUUAUGUCCUAUUGCUGAGACUCCACUAAGGCCACCACAGUUUGGUAAACAUGCAGAAUUCCUAGAUUGCAGUAACAGGGUUGCUAAUACUCCAGAACUUGCUACUCAACAGGACGUCAAGAAUGAAAUAUCUCCUAACAAAGCAACUUUGCAGGCUGUUCUCUUGGAAACAAUGGAUAAAAUGAAAUUUCAAAUGGAAACUUUGCAAAAACUAAAUCUUAAUUACUUGAGAUCUCCAAACAAAGAAUUGGAACAGCUUCAAAUGAAGGUUGAUUCCUUGCAAUCUGAGAAAUGCAUUCUUCAAAAACAAUUAGAAGAUGAAAAGAAUCUAAAAAAGGAAAACCAACCACAUCAGAAUACAUUAAGUGAUUCUGACAAUAUCAGAAGACUGGUUUUCCAAACACAGGAUGAACUCAAUCCAGAGGAUGAGUCAAAUGACAUAUUGUACAAGCCACAUUAUUUCAGAUUGUUGGCAAGAGUGAAAGUACUUGAAACUGAAUUGAAAGUGUUCAAUGAUUUACAACCGGAUUUAUUAGAAAUAAAACCGAAAAUAACCAACACAUAUCAGAAACUUUGUAAAAAAGAAGAUGACUUGAAACAUUAUAGUGAUGCCGUGAAGAAACAUGAUGAAGAUCUCAGGAAAUCACUUGAAGAUGACAAUAAAGAAUUGAUAGUAUCUAGAAAAACAAUAGAAGAAUUGAAGCUUGAACUUGAUGCAGCAACUGAAAAACUUUUUGAAACGAAAAAAUUAGCAGAAGAAUAUUCUUCAAGUAUAGAAUCUGUUCAACAUCAGUUUGAUUCUAUAAAAACUGAAAAAGAUAAAGUGGAUACUGCUUUAAUAGGAUUGAGUAAAGAAAACACUUCACAUGCGGAGGAAAAUACUGUUUUGCAAGAAAAACUUGAUACGCUGUCAAAGCAGCUUGAGGAACAAACUUUAAAAUCUGAGUUUCUUGAAGGAAAACUAGGACAUGUUGGAAAAGAAGUUGAAUCUGCAUUCACAGAAUUCAAUUCAGUUAUCCAGAAACGGGAUGAAUUUAUUAAAUGUCAACAAAAACAAGUUGAAGAGUUAACAGACACAAACAAUAAACUCUGUCAAGAUUGUAAAUCUUUACAGGAUAAGAUUGAAACAUUAGAGUAUGUUGAAGAAGAAAUGAGACUUGUACAAGAACAACUUUCAGAAACAGAACAAUCUCUAGAAAUUUCAAAAAAUGAACAAUCAAGACUUGACAUCUUGACACAAGAUUUGAAAUCUGAAGUUGAAACUUUGAAUAAAACUAUUGAAAAACAGCAAUCAGAAUAUGGAAAUCUUCAAGAAGAACUUGAUGUUUCGAAAGCAGAAGCUCAUUUUAUGGUUCAACAACGUGAAGAAGAACUUGGAUACGGAAACUCUGGAAUGAAGCAUAUAUUGACCAUGAUGCAUGAACUACAUUCUAGACUUUGUGGAAUGAUCAGACCGGAAAUUGAGCAUAAAAGUAAAAGUGACUACAUGACUUGUCCUGAUGAUGUAAUGAUGACGCCAUAUGUUCGUCCACCAAAAGAUUUGAUUGUUGAUACUGUUCUUCGCUCAAAUGUGUCUCAAGACAACAAAAAACUAAAAGCUGACACACUUGAUAAUCAACCAACUCGUGAAGGGGAUGCCAUAAAUGGGUCACCUAUCCCAAAGGAUAAAGAUUCCAUUAUAGCAAGGGUUGACGAAGGUGCUGAAGUAUUUCAAUCAAUCAUAAAUGCAUGUGCAGAAGUUCAACUUCAAUUUCAGAAAGAUAUUGAAAACCUGGAAUUCAGAAACUCUGUGCUUGUGAAACAGCUAGCAUCAACGAAAGAAAAAUUGUUUGAUUUCAAUAAAGAAGAGAAUGAGCUCGAGCAAAUGCUGAGAAAGAGAAUAGAGAAGCUAAUGAAAGAGGGAGAAGAGAAAUCAAAUAAAAUUCAAGAAAACUCUGAUCUUCUGAGAAUGCUCUCUGAUCAAAAUAUGGAACUUUCAAAAUAUAAAGUCAAAUAUGAGGAAUUGUUUGGUGAAUUCAAAACAUCAAAGAGACAUCGUCAAACUAAAAGAAGAAGUUCAUCAGCUGGAAGUUUGAAAUUUCUUUCGUAAUUAAGCUUUUUUUUUUUUAUUUGGUAUGGGUUUUCAUUUGUAGAUGAUAAAAGUAUGGCUUAAUGGCCUGUCCUUUGGUGGUGUUUUGUCUUUACUCUUCUUUCAUUGUUAUUAAUUACCGCAACCAUUUGUGGAAUGUAGGAUGACAUGUUUUCUGCAAUUGAAUUCUAGGUACGUAGUGUGUGUACCAGGUUAGGGUUAGGCCAUAAUUUUAUUUUGAUUUUCCUUGCUUUAGUUCUAUUACGAGUUGGGGACUGUCUGUGUUAACCGAGUGAAUAUACCCCCUGCCCAUAUAUUUCAGUCCCUUUCACAACUUGAUGUAAAGUAGGUGAACCAAAUUAGUUACUUCCAUAUUGUGUAAUACUAAUUAUUAAGCAUUAUUUUUGACUGCCCUAAUUGUGUGUGCUGAUGCCUUCUAUUUUAUAUAUUUUGACAACAUUGCUUAUUUUCAAUCAUUGCUUUCGUGUAUGUCAUAGGUUUGAUGGUUGAUAGUUUGCUUGCUUUAUUACUAAUCUUACUAUUUCUAUCAGAAAUGAUGUUCCUUAUAUGUAAUUCUGUGAUAGAUGUUAUCGUUGUUCACUUGGUUUUGAUAAUUUAAAAUUGUUGCUUUGUGUGAUUGCUACAUUUGUCAUAGUCAUAGCUAUUUGUUUUCUUCAUUUUUUUUUCAUUGGGUUUCUCUUGUGAUCCAGUGAUUUUUUGGAGACUAUCUAACUUGGGGAAAAGGCGACCUUGCGGUUUUUUCUUCUAAAAAAUUGUUUAUGGUUCAAACCCCACCAGGUUGUCCAUGUCUUUUGCAAUUCUGAAAAUAAAAAAAUAUUCUAGUGUGA